Molecule: messenger RNA, 1062 nt
Organism: Teleopsis dalmanni
Lineage: Eukaryota; Metazoa; Arthropoda; Insecta; Diptera; Diopsidae
Product: piggyBac transposable element-derived protein 4-like
Exons: 2
Coding region: 1-1062 (353 amino acids)
Source: RefSeq, a predicted model, not a curated record
AUGCCCUUCCGAACAGGACCUAAAGAAAAAAACUCCAUUCCACUUGAGGUAUUUAAGAAAUUUUUCACAUCAAACAUUAUCCAAGUCAUUAUUACCGAAACGAAUCGUUAUGGAAGAGAUUUAGUUAAUAAAUGGAAGGUGGAUAAUCCCAAUAAAGUACAAAAAGUUUGGAGUGAUGUUACUGAAGCUGAGAUAGAUGCAUUUAUAGCGAUACUAUUGGCGGCUGGUGUUUCCCACAAUAACAAGCAAAAGUCCAGCGUUUUGUGGCAUACAGACGGUUUGCCCAUAUUUAGAGCGGCUAUGUCUUUUAAGCGUUUUCGAAUAAUAACACGAUUUAUUCGGUUCGACAAUGGAAGGACACGCGAGUUUCGUUUGGAAAGUGAUAGAGCUGCGCCAAUUCGUGACAUAUGGAAUUUUCUUAAUGACAAUCUUGCCAAGAAUUACAGCCCGCAUGAAAACAUCACAAUUGAUGAGCAACUGUUCCCCUAUCGUGGCAAAACAAAAUUCACGCAAUAUAUACCAUCGAAACCAGCCAAAUAUGGCCGGGAAGUCGGAGCUACACGUGAAAUAAAUCAAGGCGAAAAUGUUAUGCUACAACUCUCAAAAGCAUACACAAAUAGCGGCCGUACCAUCAUCGCAGACAACUACUUUACAACAUUGGCAGGAGUUAAACGUUUGGCUCAAAUUGGUUUAGCAUUCGUUGGAGCUAUUCGUUCCAAUAAGAGAUGUAUACCAGAUGAAAUGAAAAGGAAUCCUCAACGUGCAGUUUUAUCAAGCUGCUUCGGAUUUCACGAAGACUUGGUUUCAAUUUGCAGCUAUGUGCCAAAAAAGAACAAGUGUGUCAAUUUACUUUCUACAGUACACUACACCAAAACUUGUGAAGGAGCAGCUAUGAAGCCUGAAGCAAUUUUGUAUUAUAAUGCGAAUAAAGCAGGCGUUGAUUGCAUGGAUCAAAUGAUGUCUCAUUUUACGACCAAACGUCAAACGAGAAGAUGGACUUUAGCUUUUUUCUGCAAUAUGAUAAAUGUUGCAGCAUUGGCUGCAUUUUGCAUGCUUUGUUGA